Messenger RNA from Lotus japonicus, 875 nucleotides. Its product is annotated as CASP-like protein 5B2. Bases 195 to 659 code for a protein of 154 amino acids. Gene Ontology annotation, cellular component: membrane. The record is from RefSeq and is a predicted model, not a curated record. The transcript has 3 exons. Lineage: Eukaryota; Viridiplantae; Streptophyta; Magnoliopsida; Fabales; Fabaceae.
ACCCAUGACCCAACGAUUCCAUUCACUUUACCAACUCCACACUCUCACCCCAAAAAACUGCUUCAACAAAACACACAGAAUCCGCAGUCAAAACCCUCCCAUGGAGAGAGAGACAGGGUGAGAAAAUGGGACAAUUCUGAAAUUUAGGGUUUCUAUUUUCGUCCCCCUUUUCUCAAAGGGACAGAAGGAGAAGAAUGAAGCAUUUGUUGGGUGGGCCUGGAACGGUUAGCGGGUGCUUGUUGAGGAUAGGACAAUGUGCAUUUGGUGCUGCUUCGAUUGGCCUCAUGGUCACAGCUUUUGGCUUCUCUACUUACACUGCUUUCUGCUAUUUGAUUGCAUCAAUGGGACUUCAAGUGCUCUGGAGCUUGGGACUUGCAUGUCUUGAUAUUUAUGCCUUGAGAAAAAAGAGAGACCUACAAAAUCCAAUUCUUGUCAGCCUGUUUGUUGUUGGUGAUUGGGUGACAUCGACUUUGUCACUGGCAGCGGCGUGCUCGUCAGCAGGAAUUGUAGUUUUGUACACAAGAGACCUAGACUUAUGCGCUACUCGCAAGGGUAAUCCUUGCAACAGGUACCAGAUUUCUGUAGCCAUGGCUUUUAUCACCUGGUUUUUUACUGCAAUGUCAUCCCACGUCAUGUUUUGGAUCUUGGCGUCCGACUAGCUCAACAUAUUUCCUUAGCUAGACAGAUGACCGCGCCAUAGACAUCAGAGUAUCGUUGAGAUCUUUUGUAAAUUUUUGGUUUUUGUUGUAUUAGCAAAUGUUUUCAUUGUCCCUGCUCAAAACUCAAUUGAUUUCUGUUUUUAGUCAUGCCACGUCCAGUCUAUAGAUAUAUAUAGAUUCUUUUUCAAUCAAAGCUUUGGAUGUGAUUCUGUGAUC